Plutella xylostella (diamondback moth) is the source of this 552-nucleotide messenger RNA. It is a transcript of the gene GPB5, whose product is annotated as glycoprotein hormone beta 5. The record is from RefSeq and is a predicted model, not a curated record. Gene Ontology annotation, cellular component: extracellular region; cytoplasm. Lineage: Eukaryota; Metazoa; Arthropoda; Insecta; Lepidoptera; Plutellidae. Gene Ontology annotation, molecular function: hormone activity. Gene Ontology annotation, biological process: G protein-coupled receptor signaling pathway.
AUGCCGUAUCUAGGCUCCCUGCUCCUGCUGUCGCUGGCUGCCUGGUGCUUGCAGCCGGCGUGGGGCGCCCCCGGCAACUCCAAGUGCAAGCCACGCUACUACACGCACAAGGCCAUGCAGACCGAUGACAACGGCCGCCGCUGCUGGGGCGACGUCAAGAUACUGUCGUGCUGGGGGUACUGCUUGUCUUAUGAGAUAUCCGACUGGCAGUUUCCCUACAAGGAGUCCCACCACCCGGUGUGCGUGCACGGCGAGCGGCGCCACGCCUCGGCCAGGCUGCGUCAGUGCGACCCUAAUGUAGAGCCGGGGACGGAGACCUACCACUAUGUGGAGGCCAAGAACUGCCGGUGUCAGGUUUGCUCAUCAGAAGACACGAGUUGCGAAUGGCUGCCCCCAGACUCCUCCCUGCUCGGGGGGUUGGUCCUGAGAGAAGAGAUUGAAGAAGAGCUGGAAUAGAUGGCUCAGAACUAGCGACAAAGGACAAUAUCAACAAACAUUACGGUCUUCCGAGAAUAGCAAGUCACACUUUUUAUAACAAAUAAAUGGUUUGUA